CAGCUCGGCCAACACACAGCUCCAGCUCACCUGACCUGACCGGCUCAUAACCUGAAACAUUACUCAGAUUUUCUCCUCUGAAAAGUAUCGAGCACUAACUCUAACCGUGUCGGAGCGCGUCACGAGCCCCGGACAGCCCUCUCAUCCCUCCGCUCCAUGGCCAUUGCCGCCUCCCGCCCUCUCCCGUCGGGAGGUAACCUUCAAAGGCUCUGCGCGGCGCGAUGGAUGACCAGCUGAGUGAUGGAGAUGGACAGAAUCAAAGGACGUGCUCCCUUCAUUGUGACCAGAUGAAGGGACACUUACCUUCUUCCAGCAGUGAGGGGACGCACGCUGCAGCAUUUUGAUCUCCUUCAGAAUUGUUGCACCUAAAUAAAAAUCCUUUGGAGAUACUUUAAAUAAGGAGGAACUCCUGAUCAGAUAUAUUCAGUCUGUGUACUCUCUCAGCAUAGAGCUCAUAUGCUGACUGCUUAUCCCUGUGAUGCUUGUUAUGAGUUGUCCAUCUACAACCAAUGAGCCGGAGAGCUGCAGCAGCGAGGGAAGCAGCUGCACCACUUCCUCCAUCACCACCUCUGACCCAUCCUCUAUGUCUGGACACAGUCACACCACUCAACCUUCCCUCAGUGACGCCCCUGAUAUCUCUAAGCAUGAAGCUCCCCCACCUCCGCCUCUGCCACCCCCACCUCCGGGGGCACCCCCGCCACCUCCCCCCUUGGUGACAACAUCCUCCAACCACAACGCGAGGAAGAAGCGCCGCGUCCGCAGCUUCUUCUGGAAGCCAAUACCGGAGGAGAAGGUACGCGGGAAGCCCAACAUCUGGACGCUGGCGGUGCGGCAGCAGCAGUACCAGAUCGAUGUUCGCUCUGUGGAGGAGCUGUUCGGGCAGCAGGAGGAGGCGCUGACAGGCAUACGUGGGGCCACGCCAGCUGCUGGAACCUCUGCUCGCAUCUCCAGGUCCCGCUCCUUCAAGGAGAGCAGCAAGGAUGAGAUCAGCAUCCUGGACUCCAAGAGGGGGAUGAAUGUGGGCAUUUUCCUGAAGCAGUUCAAGAAGUCGAACCGCUCCAUUGUUGAAGACAUAUGGCGAGGAGAGGGAAAGAUUUAUGGAGCAGAGCUGCUCAAAGACCUGCUGAAGCUCCUGCCUGACGUAGAGGAGAUCAAGAAACUUCAGUCGUUUAAAGGAGACCCAGACAAGCUGACGCUGGUCGAUUCCUUUAUGUACCUCUUAAUCCAGGUGCCUCGGUUCGAGGUUCGGAUCGAGGCCAUUGUCCUCCGCGAAGAGUUCUUCCCUUCCUGUGCUGUGAUGAGCCGAGAGAUCGAUGUCAUCCGCGUCGCCACAAAAGAGCUGAUGAGCUGCGAGGAGCUUCAUGCCAUUCUGCAUCUGGUGCUGCAGGCCGGAAACAUCAUGAACGCUGGCGGCUACGCUGGCAACGCUGUGGGCUUCAAGUUGUCCUCCCUCCUCUCAUUGGCCGACACCAAGGCCAACAAGCCGGGGAUGAAUCUGCUGCAUUUUGUCGCCAUGGAGGCAAAGAAGAAAGACGAGAAGCUGCUCAAGUUUCCAGAGAAGCUUCAGGAUGUCCAGAGUGCAGCCAGAAUCUCAGUGGAAAACAUAGAGGUGGAGUUUUCCUCCUUAUAUGUUCGUAUUAAAUCCCUGGAGGAGAAAGUUCAAGGAGACCAGGAGCUACUGCAGCAGCUGGAGCCCUUUCUGCAGAGUUCGGCACGGACGCUCCAGGACCUGAAGAGACGCAGGCUGGAUCUGCGCAAAGAGGGGAACACUCUCAUCGACUUCUUUUGUGAAGACAAGGACACCUUUAAGCUGGACGAGUGCUUCCGCAUCUUUCAGGACUUCUGCAUCAAGUUCAAGAAAGCCGUCAAGGACAACUCAGACCGUGAGUUGAAGGAAGCUGCCAGACAGCGUCGCCUGAGGGAGCUGGAGGAAAAGCGCUUUGCGUGGUCGGGUGCAGAUCAAAGCGGUGGAUUUGGUCGCAGCAGCAGCGAGAACGACGUGGAGAUGCUCACCAAGGAAGGCCUGCUGGACUUCUUCCAGCAGAGGUCUCAGAGUCCCCACAGCCCGCUGGGACGCUCCGCCAGCGCCCGCCGCCACCGUCACACCAUGACCUCCAUAGCAGAUCGAGAACUCAAAGGAUACCUGGAGCUAUUCGGAGGCACUGGAAAUCCCACUGACUAUUCCAAGUUCAACAGCCUACCUCGGUCGGGCCGUGCCAUGCAGCGGAGGACGACCCCCUGGAUCUUAGCCCAGGAUGACAACCGCGAGCUGGGCUGUGACAGACAGGUGACGUCUCCACGUGCAGAAACUGAGCCUAUCAGCCCGCUGGCCAGGUUCUCCUCCUCUGGGCUGAAUGAUAACGACCCAUACAACAACAAUAAUUACUCAUCGGUGUCAGAGGGCAGCGCUCUGCCUCGCCCCUAUUUUGUCUUUCAGAAGUCCGCCCAUCUUCACAACCCAACAAUUACCGGCCACAUGAAUGUUAGUCUGGAGACGCACACUUUAGUUCGAGGACCUCAAGCUUUUGACCUACCUAGUCCAAACAAUAACAGCAGUCAUCUGCACUUUGUCAACCAGGGGGAUGUUGUGGUGACUGAUUUGGAAAAGGAGAGACAGUCACUUCCCUUAAAUCUGGACAUCCUCCGACAUGAUAAAGUUUUAGAAAGAGGAGCAGAUCCCAAGGCAGCCUGGGGAGGGAAAAUAGAUCCUCCCAUACAAGCCGGGGUCUCUCCUGAGAGAGAGAAAGAAGAAGAGGACAACAGCACAGUUUCGUCAACAACCUGUGAUACACCCCUCCCACUAGAUACAUCUGUGUCCAAUAAGAAACCAAUGUUUUAUAUUCUAGACUGCACAGAGGCGGACUGCUCUGUCACUUCGGAUUACUCUGAGGUUGAAAGCUCAUCUCUUACGAAAGAGGGACAUUUCAGAACGACGACUGACUGCGGGAGAUCUGAUCAGGAGAGCCAGCAAGAUCCAAGCUCUCUGUCCUCUAAUUUGGAGUCUCCUAAUGACCAGUCCAUUUCAACCAAUGAGCUUUCAGCGCCAAAAUCUGUGGACGCAUCAUCCAUGACCCCGUCUGCUACCACAGAAGAGUGGGACACAGAGAGCUGUGACACGGCAGAGGGGAAACAAGGCGCGGAAAAAGAUGCACAGAGAAGCAGCAGAAAACCAGCGCAUACAAAGAGUAAACCUAACAAAGCGACUAAGGGCAGUGGAGGUCGCAAUGUGCGAACAUUAACCAGCAGCGAGACUCAGGGCAUGCGGAAAGUUGUGCCCAUUAGCAAGCUUACAAGGACAGGUAGCAACAAGAGAGCAGAUAAACCUUUGGGGCAAGACAACGGAGAGCCUCGGCGGCCUCUUCGGGACCAGAGCACCCCAGCGAGAGGAAGGAGCGAGAAAACCACAAGACCUCCUCGACACUCCAGCCUGCCUCCAGACGAGUCAAAAGCUCACAGGGGAAGCAGCCUCACAGGCGGCAUUUCCAGAUGGGCACGCGAUUCGACCCCAAGAAAAGGUUCCAUCCACAAGCCGAGCGCCAAACCCCUGAGGAACAUCCCUAAACCCGCACCUGAGGAGAAGAUGUGCCGCUCCACCAUGAGAGCCCUAGCACAGGCCCAAGCUCAGGCUCAGGGCGCGGCUUCCUCUGAGAACAGCAGCUGUCACACGCUCAACGUAAAAAACACCUCCGAUGUCCCCAGCUUUGCCCGCAACACAGUAGCUUCAACUUCUAGAACCAAGAAGGAGCUGGCCCCUCCGUCUGUCCCCUCCACCCCGUCUCGCAGCCCCUCGCUUCUAGCUCGGCAAACACCGGGGAAGCAGAACAGGUUGUCAUCUACAGUUAGUACCAGCGAGGAGCGGCCACAAGGGACAAACCUGCGACGGGUGCAGAGUGUGAAGGCAGCCAGUCGCAGCGCCUACCGCAGCGAGACUCCCCCACCACCUUCAACACGUGAAGAAAUCCGUAAGACUGGUAGCUUUUCUGAAAAGUCCGUCCAGUCUAGAGACUCGGUGACGCCCAGCAGAGGUGGUAAACCAAGCUGGAAAUAAACAGACUGCAGAAAGAACAGAAGAAAGAGACUUUGAUGUAAAUUGAUAUUCGCUCUUCUUCCCCAUCUACAGUGCCGACUCGUAUCAUGCAAAAGACAGGAUUCUGAAAAAUGAUUUUAAGCUAUCUCACCAUGAGGUUCCUCCAGUAGCUGACUCUGUUUCAGGUUUAUGAAUUGCAAAGAGCAAGAUGCAAUGAACUGCUUCAUGAGUUCCUGUUUUGUUGUUUUCACAACUUCUCUUUUUUUUCUGAGGGGGGGGGCAUUAACUAAACUGACAAAUGGCAAAUUGGUGUUUUUACCCAGGAGCCUCUUUGCCUGCUUCGCCGUCUGUUUCCUGUAUAUGCUAGUGUCUGUGAUGCUGUUGAUGCUGAACACUACUGACUAUAUGAUGCUGCUAAUUAGCUCCGACAAUUUGAGACUGAGCUUCAGUGUCCGUUUCAUUCAGGGUUACAAGAUCUGUUGUACCUUAACUUGCUGCUGUUACAGUGUCUUCUACUGUAGUUUUGUUGCGUCCUCCAGUAGAGUAUCGCUCCUGUUUGCUUUUUGGUUCCUUUGCUUGAUACCUCAGAGAGAUCGCAGUGGCCUUGUACCAGCAGGAAAAGUAGAAUACGUUCAUUUGGCUCUGCAUGAUGAAGAUGUAGAUCUGAUAAAAUGGUUUAAACUGCAAUGUCACUUUUUUACAAAUCCCUGGUAUAAUAAUAUUACUACAAUAUAUAAAGUCACAGAUUAUAAGACAGUGUAUACCAACUGUGGUACUUGUUGUACCUUGUGUAUGUAUGUGUGUCAGUAGUUUGUAAAUGUGUUAGAACUCCUCCAUAAUCUCAUGGAGUAGACGUGCACGUAGGGAAUCGUUUCCUGUAUACUGUAGGCUAACACACAAUCUGAUGCUUUAAGAGAAAAGCAUUGAACAUGUCUGAAACUACACUGAAAUAAUCGUCAGUCACGUGAUUAUGUUGACAGUCUGGUCUAAUGUUUCUACUGUGAAUGUAGUCAUGUCAGAUGUUCUCUAGGCCUGCACCUUUCCUGACAUGGUUAAAUCGCAACAAUAACUGGUCAUAAUUCAGCCUAGCUCCAGUUUGUUUUUGUAGCACCAUUACAUUUGAGUCACAGAGCUGAGCAUAUGAUUUUUGAAAUAUUAAAUAUGUCAUUUGUGGGGGUUUUCAUAGAAAAAUACAGUCUGCUGCACAAAAGAGUUGUGCAGGAAUGAGUCCUAAAACCUUGAAAUGAGUUAGCAUUUUAGCUCUCCUGGUUCCCUCAUCUCGAAGUCAGUCAUUUUUGAAUGGGUUUAUGGUGAGAUACUUGAAAUAAGGUCUGUGAUUAACACAAGCUUAAGAGACUUUCACAUGUUGUCACGUGUCAAUGACAUAAAAUACGUCUGUACGGUUUGGGGACCUCAGAAUUGCAUUUCUGCUUUUCGCAGAUGAUGUGGUUCUGUUGGCUUAAUCACACCAUGACCUCCAGCAUGCACUGGGGCGAGUGUGAAGCGGUCAGGAAGAGAGUCAGCACCUCCAAUUCUGAGGGCAUGAUUCUCUGCCAGAAACCGGCAGAUUGCCCCCCCUCAGGGUUGGGAGAGAGUUACUGCCUCAAGCGAGGGAGUUCAAGUAUCUCGGGGUCUUGUUCACGAGUAAGGGUAGAAUGGAACAGUUUGGUGCAGUGUCUGCAAUGAUGCGGAAACGUCGUGGUGAAGAGGGAGCUGAGCAGGAGGGCGGAGCUUUCAAUUUACUGGUCCAUCUACGUCCCAACACUCACUUAUGGUCAUGAGCUCUGGGUAGUGACCGAAAGAAUGAGAUUGCGGAUACAAGCAUCCGAAAUGAGUUUCCUCCGUGGGGUAGCUGGGCUCAGCCUUAGAGAUAGGGUGAGGAGCUCAGACAUCCGGAGGGAGCUCGAAGUAGCGCUGCUGCUCCUUCGCAUCGAAAGGAGUCAGUUGAGGUGGUUCGGGCAUCUGAUCAGGAUGCCUCCUGGGUGCCUCCUGCUGGAGGUGUUCCGGGCACGUCCCACUGGCAGGAGGCCCCGGGGCAGACCCAUGCCACGCUGGAGGGAUUACGUGUCUCAUCUGGCUUGGAAACACCUUGUCCCACAGGAGGAGCUAGAAAGUCUUGCUGGGGAGAGGGACGUCUGGGGUACUUUUCUUGGCCUGCUGCCCCUGCCACCCGGCCCUGGUUAAGCGGAUGAAGUAGACAUCUGUAAAUACCCCCACUCAUUAAUUUUGAAGCUUUUAUGUGUCUAAAAAGACAUUUGCUAACAAGUGGCUAAGUGAGACUAAAGAACAUCAUCACGCCGAAUGCAGCUUAACAGCCUCGUGGUGUUGGUGGUGACGAUGAAAUCACAUGACCAUAUUGAUUUCUUUUAUAACACAAUAUUUGCUUUGAACGUCUGACGACUGUUUUUUUGCUUAAAAAUGUGAAGAUUAUCUUGCAAAAAAAUCACAAAAAUCACUUCCUUAAAGUACCAUAAACGGUUGUUUGCCAAAGAUCUUAUUUUGUGCAAUAAUCCAAAAUCCAAUGGAAAAAUCCCGCUGGCUACUUGACAAGGGAACCAGGGCGAAGCCAACUUCUGACUGGGCCCAAAAAAAGGUCAUACCUGUAGCACUCUACAGUGAAGUCUAAGCAGUAUAUUUCCAAUUUAAAAAAACUAUGUAACUCAUUUUUCAAGUUGCACAAAUGUUUCGCAAUCCAAAGAUGGUAGCUGGAAAUGACAUAUUUUCCUGCUGAAUUUGUACAAAGCGAAAGUAAUUUUGAAACUUAUAUUUGUCCAUAUGUAUGUUAUAUUGUAUUGUUUUAUAUUUUCAUACAAAAUAACUGGUGUAUACGUAUGUUGCUUGUGUCGUACAGAACUAGUAGGAACUAAAAUAAUUUCCUGCUACCUGGAUAGGAAAUAUAGUCGCAACUUGGACAAUGGGUCAGAACAUCUUUUCUUUAUCAUGUACCAGAUUUAAGAGUCUGUCAAUACCUUUAAACACCUUUAGUGUUUAUAAUCAUCCUUCUUGGCUUUUUUAAGAUCGCCGGUUAUUUAUUUAAAAAGCAAACAAAUGCGUAGCUCCGUAGCUCAAAUGCAAAGGUAAUACCAACGAGAGGCACAAACUGAAUUCUGCCCUGUUGACCAUUUCACACCACUUGCCUUUCAAACUGCAUUGUGCCAUUGUCUCGAUGGCAGCAACACACACCACAGUGCAUUGCCUUAAAGCUUAAUGUAGCCGAUCCAUCACCAGUAGAAACUCCUCGAUUGUAAAAGAAAAAAAAAACAAGGAGGGUAGAAACUUUUCCUACAUUCCAUCACACCGAGCUGAAACAGUGAUAGUGAUUCACUUUGUACAUAAUGUAAAGACAUAGUAUUUUUCUGACUAUCAAUAUGUUUACAUAGCAUAAAAAAUGAAGGGUAAAAGAGAGAAAUAUGUGAGCGCACAGAUAUUUUGAAAUGCUCCAAGUAUCCAUAUCUUGUAUCAGAUGUUGAGAGCUCUGACCUACAGUGUAAUGUUGACAUGUGGUGGCUUCCUUCUUCCUCUUCUUGUAAUGCAAAUUAAGUUGAUGAACACAAAAGGCCCAGUGUGACAUGCCGCUGUGUGUGUGUGGCCUGCAUGUAGCCUAAACUUAGAGUCCAUUUCAAAUAAAGUAACAGAGGACUGUGACUACACGUCAAUUAGCCUAAUUACAUUAUUGAUCAAUCUGACCAGUAUUUUCUUAGUUAAUCAUUGGGUCACAGUGAAAAUUACCUGUUGCAAAGUCAUCCUGAGGCCCAACUAGACAAAUUCAAAAUGCUUUUUUUGGUCCAAACACAAAUAUAUUGACUUUUCAGUUAUGGUAAGAAUUUGAUGCUUUUCUCAACAUAUAACUAGGGAAUUUCUUUUUUUUAUUUUUGCAUAAAAAAUCACUCACAUGAUUAUUUGAUUUUCGGAAUUGUUGCUGAUCAUUUUACCACCGACUGCUAAAUCAAUCACCUAAUUUAGCUCUUUACUUUAAAAAAAAUAGUAAUGAGUGUCCAUCAGGAAAUGCUAUAACUCAUGAAAUUUCACUGCCAUUCAGCCUAAAAUUAAGACUUUAAUUUGAGCAUGAAAAUUCACCUUUAUUACAGUAGUUAAACAUGACUGAGAGUUCUGGAAAAAGCAGAGUAGUAAGUGGACUUUGAAUUACUGAAGUUGUAAAACACAUGCAAGAUCUUUAAAAGAAUCUCUUACUUUAAACUUGAGAUCACAAAGAUUGUUGAAAAUAAUUCCACUCUUUCAACCGUUUUUCAGCUUAUAAAGUAUAAACGAAAACUUCCAACCAAGGAAAAAUGUGUCUUUAACAUAAAAAAGUCGCCCUUAGAUGUUUAAUUGUGGAUUAAUCUUUUGUUUCAUCACGUGAAUUGGGUUGUUUUAAAAAAGACAACUUAUUCUGCAUCAGCUGUAUAGAUGCUAUUCCUCCACCCUGGACACAAUUAAAACAAUAAGUCUCACUCUCCUUCACUCUGUCUGUCCUUUGAGUCGUCCUUUGUGUAUCCCACAAUGCCCCCUGCUGCUACCUCUUUAACUGCACCAACCCCCUCCACCCCCACCAACCAACCCCACCCACCACCCAGGGCAUUACAAUGCUGCCCUUUACAUUUCAUCUGACUGACUGGCCUACAGCAGUAGAGCUGCUGAGGAAUUUGAAUACUUACUCACCCUUUUCGCCACAACUUCCUUGUUAAGGGGUGGUUACCACAGCAACAGUCCAAACAUCAAUUACCAUUGCUUGCUAAAGGCCUGUAAACCUUAAGAAGGUCACUGCUGUCCACAAAUUUUUGUCACAUUAUGUGGUAUUGUUUCAUGUCACUCUGCCUAAAACCUGCUCACAGUAUGUGACUUUAUGUUUAGAAUAAAUCUUAUUUUGGGAUUUUUAAAUUUGCAGAAUUGCUGAUUCUCUAGUAUGAAUAUGUAUUCCCUCCAGUUAUCUUUCAACAAAUAAUUAAAUGUGUCUUAUUCUGGCAUUAAUUUACCCCCGAGGAUGUCUCUCGUACACUGGAAUGACUAGUGUGUUUAUUUUUUUUUACUUUGUGAUGAGAAUCGUUGAAGUGUCUGCUGUAGUUUUCACACCUGAGGCGAAUAUAUGUAGCUGCUCUGCCGCUCAGCUUUGGUCUUCUACAAUCUGAACAAUGAAAAUAAAAGACUGAUCACUGCGAUCAUCUCCGAUCAGUAGACCACAGGGCUGCAAAUUGUGACAUUACUCUUCUGCAGUUUGUAUUUCUGAUGAUGACAUCUGAGAAAUAAAAUAAAAUCACGUUGCUGUGUAAACUGAAAA
Molecule: messenger RNA, 9302 nt
Organism: Epinephelus moara (kelp grouper)
Lineage: Eukaryota; Metazoa; Chordata; Actinopteri; Perciformes; Serranidae
Gene: fhdc1
Product: FH2 domain containing 1
Exons: 12
Coding region: 479-4048 (1189 amino acids)
Source: RefSeq, a predicted model, not a curated record